AUGGUUUCUCCAUAUGUCUACGAUUUAUGUCAGGCAACUGAGACUGUAACAUCUGAACUAGCAAAGGAUCCGAGUCAAUCACCAGGAGACAUUGUCAAGAAGCUGUAUGGCCACCACGAACAUGCUUUGCAUCACAACGCGUCAACCCAAAAGACCACGCCGCCACCCUCUCCUCCAAAUGAAGCCAUCGAAACGAUCCAAAAAGCCCUUCAUUGUGGACACUGGGGCUCUACAAUACCCAGCCAACUCUUCCUGCAAGCAUUUGCCGACGCUCUACAAUGUCUCGAUGAGGACCCAAUAGCUGGAGUUGUCUCUCCUCCUCUGAUGGGUUCUCACGGCACCAUUCCCCUAACGGUGAUUGCGCCGUUGGCAGAUGUGAUGAGACACACAGCAAACCUCAUCGCGCGCGCUCAAAAAGAAGUUUUCCUUAUCACUUGUUCGUGGGCUCCAUCUGUAGCGCAAAGAUUGAUCAGGGGCGCAUUGAUCGAACUUUCAAAGCGCGCAGGUCAAAGAGGAGAGAGAGUCAUUGUCAAGGUCAUGUACGACAAGGCUAGUCCUGCAAACGCCAUGAAUCCGCAUCAGAAUAUUAAACCCAAGUCUUACACGGCCAAGUCGGUCGAUCUGCCGUCGCCAGAGGAGAUACCUAACAUCGACAUGGAAGUAGUCAGUCUACAUAGAUUUGUCUUGGGAACAUUACACGCAAAAUUCUGCGUGGUCGACCGCAGAGUCGCAGCUGUCAUGAGUAAUAACACCGAGGACAAUGACAACCUUGAAAUGAUGGUCCACGUUGAAGGGCCAAUCGUCGACAGCAUAUAUGACACGGCGUUGAUUACUUGGCAAAACGGGCUCCAUCCACAACUCCCUUUAUGCAACUCUCCUCCUGCAUCUGAAGGUGGUGUCACAUCACCCGUUCAAACACCAGGUUACAGGAACUCCACUACUACUGAAGAGAGAACUGGAACUGUCACAGAAAGGAAUGGAGAGGAAGUAACUCGAGAGCAUACGCCAGAGGAUCCCCAUUUCGAUGAUGACAUCACAGGUGAAGUCAAACGCAUGCAGGCCAGCUACUCUGAGAAAGCGGGAGAAACACGUCUUCAGGCUGCUAAUCGCAAACUCAACGUUGCCGCGCCCACUCCAAUUGAUCCUUCAGGUCCGGAGAUCCAAGCUGGUGAAGAAAUGACGCCAUAUAUUCUCAGUAGCAACGACGCCAAGCCAGUACCUAUGGCUCUUGUAUCACGCCCUCCUUACGGUGCCAUCGACUCGAAGAGCGCCCAUGUUCCUCAGAAUGAAGCGUGGUUAUCUCUCAUCCGAAAUGCGCAACGCAACAUAUUUAUCCAAACUCCCGAUCUCAAUGCUGGUCCCUUGAUUCUUGCAAUCAUUGAUGCAGUCAAGAGGGGCGUGGAAGUCACUUACUAUGUAUGUUUUGGAUACAAUGAUCCUGGGGAAAUGAUUCCUGGGCAAGGUGGAACGAAUGAUCAGAUUUCCCAAGCACUCGUCGCUUCACUUCCAGAAAACAGCAGUGAACGCGAACUGUUACAUAUAUACAACUAUGUGGGAAAAGACCAAGACCACCCUAUCCACCAAUCCUUCAAAUCUCGGUCAUGUCAUAUCAAAUUGUUGAUCGUGGACGAAUGUGUUGGGAUUCAGGGAAGUGGUAACCAGGAUACACAGUCUUGGUUUCAUAGUCAGGAAAUCAAUGUGAUGGUCGAUAGUGUGGAAAUAUGUCAGAAAUGGAGAGAGGGUAUUGACAGGAAUCAGAACACAAAGAAGUUCGGCAAGGUUGCGAAGGAUGGAAUAUGGAGGGAUGAUAGUGGGAAACCUGGCAAGGGAUAUAUGGGUAAUCCAGGAACUGUGAUGGGGCUGGUCAAAGGCGCGAUGGGAAUGGUCCAAAAAUGGAAAGGGCCAGGAGGGUUUUAG
Molecule: messenger RNA, 1917 nt
Organism: Fusarium pseudograminearum CS3096
Lineage: Eukaryota; Fungi; Ascomycota; Sordariomycetes; Hypocreales; Nectriaceae
Exons: 1
Coding region: 1-1917 (638 amino acids)
Molecular function (GO): catalytic activity
Source: RefSeq, a predicted model, not a curated record